AGAGUAUGUCAAGAAAAGUUAGGCGGUUUUAAAGAGAUGGAACAGGAGAAGGAGAGACUUCAACAGGAGGUGGAAUCAUUGAAGGAAACCGUCGCCAAGUACGAAUUGGGUAGCCGAAAAUCUGAGCUACCAAAGGCAGAAAAACCGGAUGAGUACGAUGAACGUUUAAAGCAACUCGUAGACGAGAUUUCCAGGCUGAAAACCGAUCUCGAGACGUCAUCACGUAAAGUGAGUUUCCAAUCGGAGGAAAUUAAAAACCUGACUGCUACGACAAUUCAACAGAACAGCAAAUUGAAGAAAAUGUCUAUAGAAAACGAUGAGCUCAUAAUAAAGUUGGCAACUUCACGAGACAUUGAAUCUAAACUGAUGAAAGAGAUAACCAAUUUAACGGAUGACUUCAACAGGAAGCAGAAAAUCUUGGAAGAAAGAGAUGCGAUUUUGAAUUCUACACGGCAGGCCAAAAGGGUUGCCGAUAAGAAAGUCGAGGAUAUCCUGCAGAAAUCAAAACUAGAACUUCAACUAGCCUAUCAGAAAAAUCUGGACUUGACCAGUAUGAAUGCUCAUUUACAAAUUGAGUCAAAAGAAUUGAAAAGGAAAAGGGAAGUGAUGAAGGCUGAAUUUCGACGCGUUACCAAGGAAAAAGACGCGGCUUUCGUGUUCGUGGAAAAAGUCAACAAGUUAGCAGAAGAAUCCGCACAAUUAGCCGACGAACGAAAAAUUGCAAACGGUCUACUUCAGACGAAUGUAACUCAACUAAAAACAGAGUUAACUACAUCCAAGUCUCAAAUCAACGAGUUCAAAAAAGAGAUAUCCGUUCUGCUCUACAAUGCCUCAACGUGGGGGGCCACCGAAUCUGAACUAAAAAUUGAAAUCAUCGAUUUGAAAGAAGCGAUGCAAACUCAAAAUGAGUCAAUCCUAACAAAAAUGAAGGAGAUGGAACGUCUGAAGGCGGAAAAUGCAAACUUGCAAUCGGUUAAAGAGAGUCUCGCCAAAAAGUCGGUCGAAAAUGACGAAUAUGUUACCCGUUAUUGUGACCUGCUAAGCGAAAAAUCUUUGCUGGAGGUAACUAACGACAACCUGAUGAAGGAAUUUGAAGAUUCCCGAAAAGAACUAGAACGAAUAAAACGAGAGAAUCAAGAACUUUGGGAGACCCGAGAGGCUGUUUUGCAAUCAGCGCAAAAAUCGGAAAAGCUAGCUAAAGAGCAAGUAGAGGCUCUAUCGGAUGCUCUGGAUGCACUACAAGAAGCCACUGAACAAACCAAAGACGCAGCUAAAGCGAGAAAAGCAGAACGAGAAUCGAUGAACUCUGGCGCGACUAAAACCAAAGCAGACCAAAAAAAAGGUACUACUUGGAUUAAAGAACUGUUUGCCAAGACCUAUCGAAAGUCACAGUACGAAGAUGAGUACGCAAAUUUGCUGGAAACAACAGGGCUCCAAAUGGUGGAAAGAGCCAAAAAACUGCAAGACCAAGCAAAUAAUAUCAAAUCAAAAGGCAAAGCCCUGAGAAAGAAAGCUAAAUCCGGCUAAAUUCCUUCAAAAAUGAGCUUUCAUAUUUGUUUUUGUUUCCAUCUGCCUACCUUCCUGCCGGAAUCCGGAAAUGAUCAGCCCCCCCCCCCCCUCCGUUGAGCUGGCUUAGUUAGUGAAAGCUGCCACUAGAUGGCAGCACAAUGAUUCGGGACUGGAACUUUUUCAUGAUUCAUGAUUUCAAAUCGACGAUAAAAUCAUUAUGAUUAACUUGAACUUGAUAGCAUUUUCGUUAAAUUCCGCUGACGUCAUUUAUGAUAAAAAGUUUGAGGUAAUUAUAUAGAACAUUUAAAUAUUGAACAAAUCGUUAGUCAGAGUCAAUAUUGAGUCCAUCGUUAGUCAAAGGUUACAUAAGGAAGAGUCAAAAAGCUAUAACUGACUAGAGAAGAGUAUAGUGUAAAUACUAUAACGCUAU
Messenger RNA from Daphnia pulicaria, 1939 nucleotides. Its product is annotated as golgin subfamily A member 6-like protein 22. Lineage: Eukaryota; Metazoa; Arthropoda; Branchiopoda; Diplostraca; Daphniidae. The transcript has a single exon. The record is from RefSeq and is a predicted model, not a curated record. The coding region runs from base 37 to 1527 and encodes 496 amino acids.